CGAUCCAUUCCCCAGAGCGUGCGGGGGGUGGAAUGGCUCGGAGAGCCACGGUGGGUGAGGCAAGUUUCUCCGCGAAAGCUGGAAGCGUCCUCCUCACCCACGUUGUUUCCUCUCAUUAAAGCCCUGGAACAGGGCAGGGUGGGCUUGGAAUAGGGACAAGGAACGGAAGCGGGAAGGGGAGGAGCACUCACCCCUCUCAGCCUUGGUGCGCGCCGCGCCCCCUACCCUCACGGUACCAAGUAGGGGACGCGCGGGCCGGACGCGCCCAGACGGCCGCGAUGGCGCCUGUGGCCCGCGGGCUGUCCUGGGGGGUGGGCCCGUACCCUGCCUUUCGGGGCUGGGGCGCGGUCGUCUUCGUGUGGCUUUUUCUCAGCACCUUGUGCACAGCCCCUGCCAGCGCCAUCCAGGUGACGGUGUCAGACCCCUACCACGUGGUGAUCCUAUUCCAGCCCGUGACCCUGCCCUGCACCUACCAAUUGACCACGACCCCAACAGCACCCAUCGUGAUCUGGAAGUACAAGUCUUUCUGCCGGGACCGCAUCGCCGAUGCCUUCUCCCCGACCAGCGCUGACAACCAGCUCAAUGCCCAGCUGGCAGCGGGUAACCCAGGCUACAACCCCUAUGUGGAGUGCCAGGACAGCAUGCGCACUGUCAGGGUCGUGGCCACCAAGCAGGGCAGUGCCGUGACCCUGGGAGACUACUACCAGGGCCGGAGGAUCACCAUCACAGGAAACGCUGACCUGACCUUUGACCAGACCGGUUGGGGGGACAGUGGUGUGUAUUACUGCUCCGUGGUCUCAGCCCAGGACCUCCAGGGGAACAACGAGGCCUACGCAGAGCUCAUCGUCCUGGGCAGGACCUCGGGGGUGGCAGAGCUCUUACCUGGUUUUCAGGCGGGGCCCAUGGAAGACUGGCUGUUUGUGGUCGUGGUCUGCUUGGCUGUCUUCCUCGUCUUCCUCCUCCUGGGCAUCUGCUGGUGUCAGUGCUGCCCUCACACCUGCUGUUGUUACGUCAGAUGCCCCUGCUGCCCGGAUAAGUGCUGCUGCCCAGAGGCCCUGUAUGCUGCAGGCAAAGCAGCCACCUCAGGCGUCCCAAGCAUCUACGCCCCCAGCACCUAUGCUCAUCUCUCCCCUGCCAAGACCCCACCCCCACCAGCCAUGAUUCCCAUGGGCCCUGUCUACAACGGGUACCCUGGAGAGUUCGACAGGAACAGCUCAGUUGGCGGCCACAGCUCCCAGGUACCCCUGCUUCGUGACACAGACAGCAGUGUGACCUCUGGUGAGAACCAAUUGUUACAAGAAGUCCGCAGCGGCUACAGGAUUCAGGCCAGCCAGCAGGAUGACUCCAUGCGGGUCCUAUACUACAUGGAGAAAGAGCUGGCCAACUUUGACCCUUCUCGACCUGGUGCCCCCAAUGGCCGUGUAGAGCGGGCCAUGAGUGAAGUCACCUCCCUCCAUGAGGAUGACUGGCGAUCCCGGCCUUCCCGAGGUCCUGCUCUUACCCCAAUCCGGGAUGAGGAAUGGGAUCGCCAUUCCCCUCGGAGUCCCAGACGGUGGGAGCAAGAGGCCCCCACAGAGCGGCCAGGGAGUGGCUGGGGGGCCGGGCGGCCCCGUGCCCGAUCUGUGGAUGCUCUGGAUGACCUCACCCGGCCGAGCUCUGCUGAAUCCGGGAGGAGGUCUCCCCCAAGUCGGGGGAGGAGAGGUCAAGCCUAUGGACCACCGAGAAGCCGAAGCCGAGAUGACCUCUAUGAUCAAGAUGACCCAAGGGAAUUUCCACACUCCCGGGAUCCCCACUACGAUGACUUCAGAUCUAGAGAACGCCCUCAUGCUGACCCCAGGUCCCGCCACCACCGCUCCCGGGACCCUCGGGAGGAUGGCUCUAGGUCUGGGGACCCCCAAUAUGAUGGGCGGCUACUGGAAGAGGCCUUGAGGAAAAAGGGGCCAGCUGAGAGAAGGCGACCUUACAAGGAGGAAGAUGAGGAGGCGGCCUACUACCCUCCAGCGCCUCCACCUUACUCUGAGACGGACUCCCAGGCCUCACGGGAGCGGAGGCUUAAGAAGAAUUUGGCCCUGAGUCGGGAAAGUUUAAUCGUCUGAUCUCACGUUUUGUAUGUACCUUUUGUACUUUUUUUUUUAAUUUGAGGGACUGAAAUGAUGAUCUUGCCCUAAGUCUAAUAAAACUUAUGAUCACAGG
Messenger RNA from Ailuropoda melanoleuca (giant panda), 2193 nucleotides. It is a transcript of the gene LSR, whose product is annotated as lipolysis stimulated lipoprotein receptor. The coding region runs from base 279 to 2096 and encodes 605 amino acids. Gene Ontology annotation, cellular component: tricellular tight junction; plasma membrane. NCBI's taxonomy places the organism in Eukaryota, Metazoa, Chordata, Mammalia, Carnivora, Ursidae. Gene Ontology annotation, biological process: tricellular tight junction assembly; establishment of blood-brain barrier. The record is from RefSeq and is a predicted model, not a curated record. The transcript is spliced from 10 exons.